UCCACUCCGCCGCUCGCUGCACGCUGGGCUCGCUACUCUCCACAGGACCGGCGGACAAAGCGCGGGGGCGCACGGGAACCAACACGUCCGGCGAACUUUGUGGCCGCGCUCAACUCCUGGACUCGCGUCUGUGUGUGUGUGUGUGUGUGUGUGUAUGGGGAGAGGAACACGUUCAUGAUGGACAUAUGGUUGCUUCUUGUGGAUCAGUAGCCGCUGAAACAAAGGCAGAGUUUUGGAGACUGUUUCCUACUGUCUGUUCUUACAUCUCCGUCCUGAGGAGACAUGGAGUAGACCCGGGAUUUAACGCAUUGUCUGCAUGCAAAACAGACGUGCUGGACGGAUCGGAUGCACAGUUUCCAUACAGUAAUCCGAGGGAUUAAACGAAAGAAAAGGGUGCAAUGGAUAAUUUCUUCACGGAGGGAGCCCGGGUGUGGCUGAAGGAAGAUGACCAGUACCUGCCCAGCACGGUGUCCACCUGCUCCGGAGGCGUGGUCGUCAUCGUCAGCGACUAUGGCCAGGUGUACACCUACAAGCAGAACGCCCUGAGCAGGCAGAAGGUGCAGGCCAUGCACCCCAGCAGCAUCCAGGGGGUGGAGGACAUGGCCACGCUGGACGACCUCCACGACGGAGCCAUCAUGCACAACCUCCACCUCAGAUACCAGCACCGCAAGAUCUAUACGUACAUCGGGUCCAUCCUGGCGGCGGUGAACCCCUACCAGCCCGUCCCGGAGCUCUACGGACCGUCCGCCGUGGAGCGCUACUCGCGCCAGCACCUGGGCGCCAUGGAGCCCCACAUCUACGCCGUGGCCAACGAGUGCUACAGGGCCCUCUGGAGGAGGGGCCACAGCCAGUGCGUCCUCAUCAGCGGGGAGAGCGGAGCCGGGAAGACGGAGAGCACCAAGCUGAUCCUCCGCUUCCUGUCGGCCAUGAGCCAGACCUCCCUGGAGGCCUCCUCCAGAGACAGGACCACCCCAGACCGGACCGCCCCAGACAGGACCGCCCCAGACAGGACCGCCCCAGACAGGACCGCCCCAGACCGGACCGCCCCAGACAGGACCGCCCCAGACAGGACCGCCCCAGACAGGACCGCCCCAGACAGGACCGCCCCAGACAGGACCGCCCCAGACAGGACCCCCUCCCUGGAGGUCUGCUCCAGAGACCGGACCCCCCGAGUGGAGGAGGCCCUGCUGGAGAGCAGUCCCAUCAUGGAGGCGUUCGGGAACGCCAAGACGAUCCACAACAACAACUCCUCCCGCUUCGGGAAGCUGGUCCAGCUGCACUUCAGCCAGCGGGGGAACAUCCAGGGGGGCCGCAUCGUGGACUACCUGUUAGAAAAGAAUCGGGUUGUGCGUCAGAACCCUGGAGAGAGGAACUACCACAUCUUCUAUGCCCUGCUGGCCGGGACACACACCCCACAGAGAGAGGCCCUAGGUCUGACCCAUGCAGACCACUACUACUAUCUGAAGCAGUCCGGUUGUGUGGACGACAAGACCAUCAACGACACACACACCUUCAAGGAGGUCAUGAAUGCAAUGCGCACGACGCAGUUCUCGGAGGAGCACAUCGGGGACAUCCUGCGCCUCCUGGCGGGGGUCCUCCACGCGGGGAACAUCGAGUUCAUGACCGCAGGAGGUGCUCAGGUCUCCUCCCCCGCAGCUCUCAGCAGAACGUCGGACCUCCUGGGUCUGAACCCGGAGCAGCUGUCGGAGGUCCUGACCCAUCGCUCCAUGAUCCUCCGAGGAGAGGAGAUCUGCACCCCGCUCACCGUGGAGCAGGCGGUCGACUCCCGGGACUCGAUGGCGAUGGCGCUGUACUCCCAGUGCUUCGCCUGGAUCAUCCGCCGCCUCAACGCUCGUAUCCGCGGCAACGACGACUUCCUGUCCGUCAGCAUCCUGGACAUCUUCGGCUUCGAGAACUUCGAGGUGAACCGCUUCGAGCAGUUCAACAUCAACUACGCCAACGAAAAGCUGCAGGAGUACUUCAACAAGCACAUCUUCUCCCUGGAGCAGCUGGAGUAUAACAGGGAAGGCCUGGUGUGGCAGGACAUCAACUGGAUGGACAACGGAGAAUGUCUGGACCUCAUCGAGAAGAAACUGGGCCUGCUGGCUUUGAUCAACGAGGAGAGCCACUUCCCCAAGGCCACCGACGGCACUCUGCUGGAGAAGCUCCACAGCCAGCACUCGAAAAACUCGUUCUACGUGAAGCCGCGUGUGGCGGUCCACUACUUCGGAGUCAAGCACUACGCCGGAGAGGUAGUGUACGACGUUCGGGGCAUGCUGGAGAAGAACAGAGACACGUUCCGCGAUGAUGUCCUCAACCUGUUGAGAGAGAGCCGAUUGGACUUUGUGUACGACCUGUUUGAGCACGUGUGUAGCCGCAGUGGGGGGGACACCCUGAAGACCAGCGUCAAGCACCGCCGGCCCACUGUCAGCUCCCAGUUCAAGAACUCCCUCCACUCUCUGAUGGCGUCGCUAAGCUCCUCUCAUCCCUUCUUCGUCCGCUGCAUCAAACCAAACACACACAAGAUGCCCGAGCAGUUCAACGCGGUGGUGGUGCUGAACCAGCUCCGCUACUCUGGGAUGCUGGAGACGGUGAAGAUCCGGCAGCACGGCUUCCCGAUCCGGAGGCCCUUCCAGGACUUCUGCUGCAGGUACAAGGUGCUAAUGAGGGGUGUGGCCCUGGCCGAGGACCCCAGGGGGCGGUGCCUUGAGCUGCUCCAGACCUACGACAGCAGCAGCAGCCAAUGGCAGCUUGGCAAAACCAAGGUGUUCCUCAGAGAGUCUCUGGAGCAUCGCCUGGAGAAGGAGCGCGAGGAGGAGGUUCUGCGGGCGGCCAUGAUCAUCCAGGCCCAUGUACUGGGCUUCAUCGCCAGGAAACAAUACAGGAAGCAGCUGCAGUGCAUUGUGGUCAUUCAGAAGAACUACCGGGCGUUCUUCUGGCGCCGGAGGUUCCUGCUGCUGCGGCAGGCGGCGCUCACCUUCCAGCGGCUCGUCCGCGGCCGGCGAGCCCGCCGCCUCUGCAGCCUGCUCCUGGAGGAGAGGAGGAGCAGGGAGGAGGAGGAGGAGAGGAGGCGCAGCGAGGAGCGGAGGGAGAUGGAGAGAGAAAGACAACGGUUGGAGACUGAGUUACUUGCGAAACAGGCGGAGGCAGCGAGGGCGCUAGAGGAGGCUCGGUGCGAGGAGGCGCUCGGGGUGGAGCCCGGUUCCCCCCUGGUCCCGGGCUCCGUGGAGGAGGAGGAGGCGCCGGCGGCGGCGCCGGACGGGAUCCGCCCCCAGGAGGUGUCCAAGGUGGAGGAGAUCCUCCGCCUGGAGCGGGAGAUCCAGGCCCUGCAGCGGCAGAAGGAGCGACAGGAGCUGUCCCUCACGGAGGCCUCCCUGUGCCGGCUGCACCUCCUCCGGGACCAGGAGCUGCGGCGGCUGGAGGACGACGCCUGCAAGGCCGCCCAGCAGUUCCUCGACUCGCUCAACUUCGACGAGAUCGACGAGUGCGUCCGCAACAUCGAGAGUUCGCUGGGCUCCGGCGGCGAGGCGGCGGUGGCGGCGGCGCCGGCCAAGGGGGGCGGCGACGAGGGGGAGCAGGAGGAGGAGGAGGAGGAGGAGGUGGACGAGGGCUUCGGCGCCGACGACGACAAAGACUCGCCCAACCCCAGCGAGCACGGCCACUCGGACGGCCAGCGCACCAGCGGCAUCCGCACCAGCGACGACUCGUCGGAGGAGGACCCGUACGCCAACGACGGCAUAGCCCCGCCCCCCGGCCCGCUGCACCCGGGGGGGGGGGCCCUCCCACCGCCGCCGCCGCCGCCGCCGCCCAUCGCCUGCCACAGCGUGUCCUCCAGCGGGGACUCGGCCUACUGCCACCCCCAGGCCUCGUCGGAGGCCCCGUCGGAGGUGGAGCUGAUCCCGCCCGACGAGGACUCGGACUACGACCAGGACGACUACGACCAGGACGCCCUGGGCUCCAGCGCCGGGCGGCCCGGGUCGCACCCCCGCAGCGGGCAGUGGUCGCCGGACUACCAGGGCUCCCUGGGCACCUACAGCAGCUCGGCGGCAUACCGCUUCAGCUCCGAGGGGCCGCAGUCUUCGUUGGAGGACAGCGAGGAGGACUUCGACCGCUUCGAGACGGACGAGGAGCUGUCGUACCGCCGUGACUCUGUGUACAGCUGCGUCACGCUACCCUACUUCCACAGCUUCCUCUUCAUCAAGGGCGGUCUGAUGAACACGUGGCGGCGGCGCUGGUGCGUGCUGAAGGACGAGACCUUCCUGUGGUUCCGGGCCAAGCAGGAGGCCCUGAAGCAGGGCUGGCUCCACAAGAAGGGCGGCGGCUCCUCCACGCUGUCGCGCCGCAACUGGAAGCGCCGCUGGUUCGUGCUGAGGCAGAGCAAGCUCAUGUACUUUGAGAACGACGGCGAGGACAAGAUGAAGGGCAUGCUGGACAUGCACGCCGCCAAAGAGGUGGUAGAUAACACGGGUAAGGAAAACGGGCUGGACAUCGUGAUGGCCGACAGAACGUACCACCUGAUCGCAGAGACCGCAGAGGACGCCAGCCAGUGGUUCAGUGUUCUGAGCCAGGUGCAGGGAUCCACGGAGCAGGAGAUCAGAGAGAUGCACGAUGAGCAGGCCAACCCCCAGAAUGCAGUGGGGACUCUGGAUGUGGGGAUGAUUGAUUCAGUUUGUGCAUCAGACAACCCAGAGAGGUCCAACUCGUUUGUGAUGAUCACGGCGAACCGCGUGCUGCAGUGCCAGGCGGACACGCCGGAGGAGAUGCACCACUGGAUCACCCUGCUGCAGCGCUGCAAGGGCGACACGCGCGUGCACGGCCAGGAGUUCAUCAUCAGGGGCUGGCUGCAGAAGGAGCUGAAGAACAGCAGCCGCGCGGCUCUGAAGCUGAAGAAGCGCUGGUUCCUGCUGACGCACAACUCCCUGGACUACUACAAGAGCUCGGAGCGCCAGGCACUGAAGCUGGGGACGCUGGUGCUCAACAGCCUCUGCUCCGUGGUGCAGCCCGACGACAAGGUCUUCAAGGAGACCGGCUACUGGAACGUGACGGUGUUCGGGCGGAGGCACUCGUACCGCCUCUACACCAAGCUGCUGACGGAGGCGUCCCGCUGGGCCGGCGCCAUCCAGACCGUCAUCGACUCCAAGGCGCCCAUCGACACGCCCACGCAGCAGCUCAUCCACGACAUCAAGGAGAACUGUCUGAACUCUGAGGUGGUGGAGCAGAUCUACAAGAGGAACCCCAUCCUCCGUCACAGCCACCACCCGCUCCACUCGCCCCUGCUGCCCCUGCCCUACGGGGACAUCCACCUCAGCUCCCUGAGGACCAAGGGCCCCACCACCCUGCAGGACGAGGCGCUGAAGGUGUUCGCCUCGCUGCAGCACCUGGAGGGCGUGGCGGACCCCCUGCCCGUCAUCCAGGGGGUCCUGCGGACGGGCCAGGAGCUGCGGCCCCUGAGGGACGAGCUGUACUGCCAGCUGGUGAAGCAGACGGCGCGGCCCUCCCACCCCGGGGGCCCCGGGAACCUGUGCAGCUGGAGGAUCCUGGCCUGCAUGGCCUGCACCUUCCUGCCCAGCCGCGGCGUGCUCCGCUACCUCAAGUUCCACCUCAAGAGGACGAAAGAGCUGUCCCCCAACUCGGAGAUGGAGCGCUACGCCUCGUUCGCCCUGGACUCCCUGAAGAAGACCCGCACCCGGGAGCACGUCCCGGCGCAGGAGGAGAUCCGGGCCAUCGUGGCCCGCCAGGAGAUGACCACCAUGGUGCACUGCCACGGCGGGGGGUCCUGCAAGAUCACCAUCAACUCCCACACCACCGCCGGCGAGGUGGUGAAGAAGCUGACCUGGGGCCUGGCCAUGGAGGGCAGCAGGAACAUGUUCGCUCUGUUCGAGCACAACGACAGCGUGGACAAGGCCAUCGAGGGCCGCGCCGUGGUGGCCGACGUGCUCGCCAAGUUUGAGAAGCUGUCAGCUGGCCAGGACCCCCAGGCCACCGGCUGGAGGUUCUACUUCAAGCUGUACUGCUUCCUGGACACCGACGGCGUUCCCAGGGACAGCGUGGAGUUCGCCUUCAUGUUCGAGCAGGCCCAUGAGGCUGUGAUCCGCGGCCGCUACCCGGCCCCUGAGGAGACGCUCCAGUUCCUGGCGGCCCUGCGGCUGCAGUACCUCCUGGGGGACCACGGCUCCCCGGCCCCCCUCCCCGACAUGGCCCAGGUGUUCCCCGUGGCGCGGCUCCGCGCCCGCGUGCAGAACUCGGCCAAGACCUUCGCCCCGGGCGCCGGCUCGGCGUCGGAGCGCUCCUCCUCCGGGAGCGGCGAGAGGAAGCGCUCCAGCUUCCUGGAGGGAACGCUGAGGAGGAGCUUCCGGAGCGGCUCGCUGAGCCGGCAGAAGCUGCUGGAGGAGGAGAACUCGCUGGAGGCGUGGCUGCGCGAGGAGACGGCGGCGGUGCACGCCAGCGUGCUGGACAAGUGGCGGCGGCUGGUGGGGAUGAACCAGGAGCAGGCCAUGGGGAAGUACAUGGCGCUGGUGAAGGAGUGGGCGGGCUACGGCUCCACGCUCUUCAACGUCGAGAGCACUGACGAGGCGUUCCCCAGCGAGCUGUGGCUGGGCGUCAGCCGGCAGGCCGUGUCGCUCUACAAGCGCGGGGAGCCCUGGCCCCUGGAGGUGUUCCCCUACGAGCAGAUCCUCUCCUUCGGGGCCCCGCUGCCCAACGCCUACAAGAUCGCCGUGGAGGGCCGUGAGCUGCUCUUCGAGACCCCUCUGGUGAUGGACAUCGCUAAGCUGAUGAAGGCCUACAUCAGCAUGAUGGUGAUGAAACGCCACAGCAACCCCCAGUCGCUCAGCAGUCACGGCAGCCAGAGCAGCGCCUGGUGACCCCCUGGUGACCCCCAGGACCUCUGAACUUUGACCUCUGACCCGGGCGCUGUGUGGGUACAGCGCCCGGCGUCUUGACGGGCCAGGACCCGAAGAGGGGGAGGAGCCUGGCGUCAUGGAGACAAAAACCCACCACAUCCCCACCAGGAACCAAACUCGUGUACAUAGGUCGUUGUUAACCACAGUUGGGGUCAGGGUUAGGCUCUGACCCUGAGGUUAGACUCUGACCCUAGACUCUGACCCUGAGGUUAGGCUCUGACCCUGAGGUUAGACUCUGACCCUGAGGUUAGACUCUGACCCUGAGGUUAGGCUCUGACCCUGAGGUUAGACUCUGACCCUAGACUCUGACACUAAGGUUAGACUAUCUAACCCUGACCCGGAUUUACAGAAAUUCGUUAUUUUCAAAGAAUCACAGUGGUCGUUAAGGGUAGGGGUUACGGUUAGCCUGAACUUCACCCUUAUCCUCACCUUGAAGGAAAAUAUUGUGUCAGGAAAGGAGCGAACUUGACUUGGUAUUGUUGGUGGAGUUGGUUGUUGGUGGACUUUGAUUCUGUGGGGAAAUCUUUUUGUUUCAAGUUAAACUGCUCAUUUUGUUUUCCAUAUGCUAGGUGCUGUCACACUUCACGGGCUGUUACUAUACUGUGUGUGUGUGUGUGUGUGUGUGUGUGUGUGUGUGUGUGUGUGUGUGUGUGUGUGUGUGUCUGUCUGAGUUUCUUUUUGUGUGUGGGUGGGUCUUUUGACUGUCGGAAUGUAAAAAAACAAGCAGAGAAUUUGUAAAAAGAAAAAAAGAAAGUACUUACAGGAUUUGAGUGUGGGCCUCGUGUCGAGCUAUAUCCAGGUCUGUUUGUAAAUGUACAUCCUUAUGCAGCCGCCUUGAACAUUUCAACCCAUGCUGGGAUCUCACCGGACCCUGCCGUGCCGGCCUCGAGGACUCUCAGUCAGGACCGAGCUCGCUGUCCAUCCAGGUAUCCCUCUCGUUGUUCUCGAGACGCUGCCGUCUCUCCUGUCCUACCGACGUUCCUUAAUGCGUUCACAAGGACCUACGUCGAGUCCUACACACACACUGGCGUCUGGACGGCAUUUUGUGAAUCCUAAUCAGUUCAUGGAGAGAGUUUGUAUCACAGAAGGGAUACGAAUCAUCCAUACUCUUCUGUAUCGGCUUAAGGAAAACCAGUCGGUCUGAUCUAAACCGUACUCUUUAUUCUAUAGUGUACUCUCUGCUACAAAACGUUUUUCGGACUCGUGGUUUGUUUCUGAUUGGUCGCAGGUUUAUUCAUGUCUGAACUACAUUUCUUCAGGAGCAGAACUACAUUUCCCAGGAGCACCGCGGGCGGUCGGUCCAUCCAAAGCUCUUUGCCGUCUGUGCCUUAUUGUAUAUUGUGUACACUUUAAGUAACGCCAUCUUCUGUCGAGUUGUAAUGUGCAAUGUCUGGUUUGUGAUUGAUGGUGUAUCCACUAGCUGUACAUUUUAUACCGCUGCCCUUUGCCUUCAGUUUGAUUUUGGACCACGAGGUGAUAUUUUAUAGAUAAUCAUGUUGUAUUUUUCCUUACGAUUACAGUGAAUCCAUCAUCAACAGAAAUACUGGAUUCUUGAUGCUUUUGUAUCUGUAUUGGCUCUGUUGUGUAUGUAGGCCUACAAUAUGGCUCUGACAAUAAACCAUAAAUAUUUA
This is a messenger RNA of Gadus macrocephalus (Pacific cod), 8533 nucleotides long. RefSeq names its product myosin X (gene myo10). Gene Ontology annotation, molecular function: cytoskeletal motor activity; protein binding; ATP binding. The transcript has 41 exons. Lineage: Eukaryota; Metazoa; Chordata; Actinopteri; Gadiformes; Gadidae. The record is from RefSeq and is a predicted model, not a curated record. Bases 399 to 6863 code for a protein of 2154 amino acids. Gene Ontology annotation, cellular component: myosin complex; cytoskeleton.